Spea bombifrons (plains spadefoot toad) is the source of this 1123-nucleotide messenger RNA. It is a transcript of the gene LRRC61, whose product is annotated as leucine rich repeat containing 61. Bases 207 to 989 code for a protein of 260 amino acids. The record is from RefSeq and is a predicted model, not a curated record. The transcript has 2 exons. Gene Ontology annotation, biological process: outer dynein arm assembly. NCBI's taxonomy places the organism in Eukaryota, Metazoa, Chordata, Amphibia, Anura, Pelobatidae. Gene Ontology annotation, cellular component: cytoplasm. Gene Ontology annotation, molecular function: protein binding.
UGGGAUGUUAACCCGACGAGAGGCAGGAGCUGAUGGUUUCCAUGGUAAGUGCAGCACCUUAGGUCGGCCACAAACCGUGACGUUUCUGACCGCCGACAGACAGCCGCCCGGCCACCGCAUCGAUCUCCCAAAGAGACCGCUCCUCGCCGUCUCGCUGCUGUUGGGGUUAUCCGGCUUUAUAUUUAUUGGGGCUCCUCUCGUGUGUCAUGGAGAGCAGGAGCGGUAAGGAGCAGGCACCGGAGAGCGGCGCGGUCACUCACGAGAUGCUGAAGUCGAGGACGGGCGAGUUUGACUUGGAGUCCAUUCUGUUCCUGAAGCUCCGGGACGUCGGGCUCCACGAUCUCGGCUGCCUCGGCGAAUGCCUGAACCUGGAGCGUCUAGACCUUUCCGGCAACCACAUCUCCCACCUGGGCCCCUUGUCCUCCCUGAAGCUGAUGGUCGCCCUCAAUUUGUCCUCCAACCGGAUCUCGUCCGUGGAGCCCCUGGCCCUCUGCGACAGCCUGCAGACCCUCAACGUGGCCGGGAACCUCCUGUGUAGCGUCGAGAACCUCUCGUGCUUGAGGGGUCUGCGCAAGCUGGAGAGCCUUCGGCUGCGGGACCCCCUGUACGCUUUGAGUAACCCCCUGUGUAAUAACGCCACCUACAGGCACUCGGUGCUCGACGCCGUCCCCAGCGUCCGGGUCAUCGACGGCGAGAGGGUGGCCGGCUCCGGGAGCGACCUCUACCACCUCUGCAAGGACAUCGAUAACUCGCUGAAGAGGUUUAUCGGCGGCGGGGCGCUGGACGCGCCGGGGGCGGUGAAGCCGUGGGUGGAGGAGGGGUAUUGGGAGCUGAAACCCACCCAGAGCGCCAUCAUGGAAGAGACCUACAAACAAUUUAACGACGUUCUGCAAGAGUGCAAAGAACUGGGCAGGAGAGCGGACGACGCGAUCGCGCAGGCCGAGAGGACCCUCGACGUAAGGCACCAACCCAACUCCUAUGUCUUCUGAGGACUCGUGUGUUGGAGAACUCCCAGCACUCCCAGCUCUGCACGAGUAUUCUAUGUGGCAACUCUCUGUGUCUUUCUAUCCUCCUCUACGGAACCCUCUGUGAAAAAAUAUUACCCUUUAUAAGAAAAUAAAAA